Molecule: messenger RNA, 975 nt
Organism: Schistosoma bovis
Lineage: Eukaryota; Metazoa; Platyhelminthes; Trematoda; Strigeidida; Schistosomatidae
Source: the annotation of a GenBank genome assembly
AUGAAUCGUUUAUAUGAAAUCAACCAAAUGUCUGCUACUCAUAAUAAACACUGGAAUUUUUUAAAAUUACUGUGUAAAGAUAAAAAUGUUGAUGAAGUUAAUAAAAAGCUGGAAGAAAUUGCUUUACAGCAUAAAAACGAGAUAACUCUCAAACAGGAUAUAGCAAAACAGCGCGUUAAUGAUCAACUGUAUGAAAUUCAUAAAGUAGCUGAAGAAAUUGAUCGAACUAAGUUUGCCGUCGACUCCAAUAAGGGAUUAUGGCAAAAAGUGCUCAAAGGUCAUAAUCGAUUGUUUCCAAACUUUCUGAACAAAAUAAACUCAAAUCUCGACUCAUCCCCGACAAACUUUACUAAAAUAUCAGGUAAACAAAAGGAAGCGAAGAAAUCAGUUCUCAAGGACCGUCGUGGAGAGAAAAAACAUAAAAGCAGGACUAUUCAUAGUCUGAAAAAAAAUCAAAAGGAAUUUCAAAGACCUCCACCACGCCCAAAAACUAGACUGAUAUUAUCCGCCCCGAGAGUCAGACGAAUCAGACGAAGACCAGCCACCACUCCAAACUCGACUCGGUCUACAUUAAUUUUUGGAUUGACUUCAACUGUCGGUUCUGCAUCUCAGCGAAAAUUAUGGUUUCUUUCUAGAUCCUACCUGGAGUUAGAAAAUCAAAUCCGAGUUGAACGUCGAAAAAAUCGACAGCAAAUAAAAUCAUCUAGAUCAUGUCCACCACGUGUAAGUCUAUCAACAAAUAUGAACGAUCAACUUGAUUCGGCAAGAAGCAUUAACUCAAGGCCUUCAUUUGCUCCAAAAACUCCAAGAGAACAGAAGCUUAAGAGGUGUUUGUAUUUCCUUAAAAUUCAGCAAACAGAACUUCAAGAAAAAAUAAAUAAAUUUUGUGACGACAUUAGUGAGUUUAUUAAAAGUUCACUAAAUAUUAAUGAUGAAGUUGUGCCUGAUAAUGCUUUGUCUAUCAGUAUUUUUUGA